GUAGCAAGGAGCCCACAGUAAUCUCACAGUUACGGAGCUGUCUCCUCUUUCGAAGCAUUUGUGGCUUUGUUCUUAAUCAAAUAUAUGACAGCAGACAGAGCAUCUCUCUUUACCAUCCCAGUUUCUGCUGGCAUAAAAAAUAUGCAAGCCUUGCUAUCUGUUCCGUUCCUUUCCCCACAUCCUCUCACCUGGGUAGCAGGAGCGGGACCCUCAAAUAGCCUAGGAUGCCCUGAUGAUGCUAAUUGAUAGCUGAGAAUCUGUUCAGAUCUGGGCUGCUCUCCAUUGCUACCCCAGCUGCCUGACACUCCGAAAUGUUUGGGAGUCCGCUGGAAGAACACAGAUCAUGGUUUAUAAUUAACACAAUUAAAAAUAGCAUUUGAAUAAACUGAAUGCAGCAGGACAAGGGGAGCUGUUGUGUAACCAGCAGCCUGGGAGGAAACGCCAGAAGAGUUGUCAUCAUCUAAAUCAGUCAAGUGCAGUCAGUGGACCUGAAUCCCCCCCAAAAGGCAAGUACUUUUAAGCUUGUUGACAAACAGCUACUCGCAAAUUCAGCGCAUGCAUUGCGGGGUAACACAACGCUUUCAGCACGGGAGCAGUCGGACAACUGCAGCUGUGCGCCAUGCCGUGUUGUUUGUUGUGAAGGACAUUCAGAUAGAGAGUUGGUUGUGGAGUUGCCACUUCUUCGCAAUUUGGACCGCACAACAUGCAUCGGUGAAAAUAUGUGGCAGCCUGUCUGUGCAGAAGGGGAAAUCCAGUGCAGGCUGUUUCAAGGUUAUCUUUUAAAUACAUAUAUGAAGAGAGAAAAGCUUUAGCCAGGCUGAUUUUUGACCCCCAAAGGCAUGACCUUCUAGAUAUGUAUCUUGAAUCAGUGUUAGAAACCGAGAUAUGAGAGCUAGGAUCUAAAUGGCACCUUAAAACCUAGGCUAUGGGUGCAACAAGAGAAUGUCUAGAUGCACUUUUUUAUAUAUAACAAGAAUACAAAGCUGAAAAUGAAUGAACUGCAGCUAAAAUAUUAUGUUCAUUUUUCACAUGGUCUAGUUCUGCCCACCCCCACCCCCCUAAUAUUAUUAAGAGGGUCUCUUCUCCAGUCUUCAGAGAGUAGCUGGAAGGGGGGAGGCAGAAAAAAGGUCCUCCUUUCCUUCCACUCUGCAGUUUUAAUCUGAAAUCUUAGGAGCAGUAUUGCGCCCAGAGCUCAGAAACUGCUCACGCUAAUGAAAUUCCCCGUCGCAAAAUCCGCCUGGAAUAAUGGGAGUUUUGAACGCCCAUUAUUCCGAGUGAAAAAUCCGAGUGAAAAAUGUGCAUCUUUCCAAACUUCAAAUCCCUGAUUUCAAAUCCCUGAGGGCACCUGGCAAAUUGCUGCAUACCUCGUUUAUAGUUUCGUAACAGGAAGAGGGUUUCAAAACACUGUGCGAGAGCAGAGCAGGAACAGAUUUUGUGGGGCUUCUAAUGGCGCCUUUGGCAGUGACUGGCUGAGCUGCUCUAACGUCAAAGAAGGGCAGGGCAGGCAGUCAUUGGCUGAGCAGCUCAGAUCCUAAAGAUGGGCCGAGAAGGAAUAAAAGUCUAUGGAAAGGGGUGCAUAGGAGGCUAGGAAAAGUGGGGGCAGGGGGAUAUAUAACCAGCAGGAUGUGAUAAGUUGGGCGGUUACUGAGAAAAGAAAGUUGCAGUAGGUGAUGGACCGGAAGAAUAAGGACAGAGGUGAAAGCUUGAGCGAAGAGUUUAAGGGAGGAAGGAAAUCUGGGGUGGGGUGGGGGUGAAGAAAUAAGAAAAAUCCAUAAUGUUGCAGAGAUGCAGGAAGCUGAAGUUCACAUGUUGAUCUGAAACAAGUCCCAUAUUGGGCUUGUAUUCCUUGAGCAGGAUGCAAAUUUCAGACUCAACCGUUUUGUCUUUUAAAUGCACUGUUUGUGUUUGAGCAUAUUCCUAAAUCUGGCAAUUCACUUGGAAUUUAAAUAUCACAUGUUGACAUCCUGUUUUUCCAUCUCAACUCUGAGAUGUUUAGCAACAGAUUGCUUGCCUGAAAAGCUGACAUUUAAGAGCCGUAAAGAUCCUUCCCCAACAAAUUUGCUUUAGCUCUCGGGGAUUUUGUGUAUUUGUGUUUGAGAUGGUGAGAAUAUCUGAUGGGCAGUGUCAUAUAGUGAAUGUUCUCAAGCAAAAUGGGAUUUGCAGCAUUCAGUGAUUUGCAACUUUGAAGGAAGCCCCACUUAUGAAUUCAAUUAGACUUACUCGCAGGUGUUAUUUGAUUGCAUUUGUUUGCAUCUUUACAAGCGUUCUCCUAGUGAGGAAAUGGGCUAUCCGUAAGUCUAUUUAAAGAGGAAAGAAGUUAAGAUAUGGUAUGUAAACUAAGCAAGAUCAUGAAACUCAAACUAAUUUCUAGUAAUUGUCAGCAUGAUGUUCACGCUUAUGCAAGCAUUUCACAUUCUUUGCUCAAGCUAUCAAAGGGUUUAUUUUUAGCAAGACAUACUGGGGGUUGCAUACUCACUCUGUACUUGACGUUCCCUGCCUCCUAAAAAGACGGCUUUGCACUCCCUACUUCUUCAAAUUGCUGAAAUUUUUAAGGGACAGCUUUUACAGGUUUCUGUGGAUGACUCAUGUUGCCAUUUCUAAUACAGUGGUACCUCGGAUUACAUAUGCUUCAGGUUACAUACGCUUCAGGUUACAGACUCCGUUAACCCAGAAAUAGUACCUUGGGUUAAGAACUUUGCUUCAGGAUGAGAACAGAAAUCGUGCUCCGGCGGCAUGGCAGCAGCAGGAGGACCCAUUAGCUAAAGUGGUGCUUCAGGUUAAGAACAGUUUCAGGUUAAGAACAGACCUCCGGAACUAAUUAAGUACGUAACCAGAGGUACCACUGUACCCUAUUUCUUUACAAAGAUAUAUUGGCCAGGAGUUAGCAGGCAGACUCCGAGAGUGAUCGUAUUCAUCUUUAAAACAGCUGCUGUUGUCCCCAAAUAAUAAAACACAGUGCUCCUGCGGCUACUUUUCCCCCCAGGUAGCUGCAUGGAACAGAAUAUUGUUUGUUUGCCUAUUUAAGGUAUAAUCUUACUGCAAAAUUAUUUUCCUUGGCUCCCGCCCAAGCAGAGAUGAGCUCUGUUCAUGGAUUGGCGCUCAAUGAUAAGAACACAUGGUGUCUCCAGGUAAGGACUGAGAAAAAGGCCAGACAGACAACAUAUGAAUGGAGUACACUGGUAUGUUUACUUGGACUGUGCUUUUGUCCUGCCUCUGAGGUCAAACCUCCUUCCUCAAGCAGCUACAGGUUGUCUGCAGUUGCCUGAAGAGACACCCCAGUUCAUGAGCUCCUGACCAUGUAUACAGCCUCCACACAAUUAGGAUUCCUGCAGAUAAAAAGGUAAAGGACCCCUGUAUGGUUAAGUCCAGUCAAAGGCGACUAUGGGGUUGUGGCGCUCAUCUCGCUUUCAGGCCAAGGGAGCAGGCGUUUGUCCACAGACAGCUUUCUGGGUCAUAUGGCCAGCAGGACUGAACUGUUUCUGGUGCAACGGAACACUGUGACGGAAACCAGAGCGCACGGAAAUGCUGUUGACCUUCCUGACACAGCAGUACCUAUUUAUCUACUUGCACUGGUAUGCUUUCAAACUGCUAGGUUGCUGCUACGAGGGCUGCCCUUGAAGUUGUCCCAGAAACUCCAGUGGGUGCAGAAUGCCGUGGCGAGGCUCCUUACAGGGUCCUCGCACAGGACCACAUUCGCCCAGUGCUUUUCCAGCUGCACUGGCUCCCGGUGGAGUACAGGGUCAGGUUUAAGGUGCUGGUUUUGACCUUUAAAGCCCUUUGUGGCCUAGGACCCUCGUACCUACGGGACCGCCUCUCCUGGUAUGCCCCGCAGAGGACCUUAAGGUCCAUAAAUAGCAACACUGUAGAGGUCCUGGGCCCUAAGGAAGUCAGAUUAGCCUCAGCCAGGGCCAGGGCCUUUUUAACACUGGCUCCGGCCUGGUGGGACGCUGUGUCUCAUGAGACCAGGGCCCUGCAGGAUCUGAUUUCUUUCCGCAGGGCCUGUAAGACAGAGUUGUUCCACCUGGCCUUUGGCUUGGAAUCAACCUGAUCCCCUCCCCCUCUUUCCUUUUCCUUCUGUGAUGGAACCCCUAUUUGGGGACUUCCCUGGCUUUUUUCUGGUCCAUGUAGGACCAGUCUGGAUAGUUGGCCAUGGUGAAGAUUAGAUGUUUUCUCCCCUCAAACAGUUUUUGAUCUGGGCUUCCACUGAAAUGAGGCUGCAUUUUAAGUUGUAUUUUAAUCAAUUGUUUUUAUACCUGCUGUUAGCCACCCUGAGCCCGGUCUUGGCUGGGGAGGGCAGGGUAUAAAUAAAAUUUAUUAUUAUUAUUAGGUUGGCAGGAGCUGGGACAGAGCAAUGGGAGCUCACCCCAUCCUGUGGAUUUGAACCGCUGACCUUCUGAUCGGCAAGCCCAAGAGGCUCAGUGGUUUAGACCACAGCGCCACCCGCAUUCUACAUCUGCACAACUGUGUGUCCCAAUCACACAGAGCUUGUGCAUUGGAGUUUUUCUUCAGAUAACUGCAGGCAACUUGUUGUUCUUUGAAACAGGGGUGGGGCUAAAAGUGCACUCCAUUCCAAGCAAACACAGUAAUGCCCAACGUGUGAGUACUGGGCUUGUGUGUCUCAAACGGCAGCAGCUAGACAUUACCCAGCAUACAAAGACUACUAAAUUAGCAUGGUUAUAUAGGAAACUUGUUUUAAAAACAGCAGUAGCCGCAGCAACUCUUAGGCAAAGGUAAUUCUGCAAAUUGCCUCUGGAAAAAAAAGGCAUGAAUAGCAAAUAAGCAGACCCUCCAAGUGUCCCUAUUAUCCAGGGACAGUCUUGAAUUUACAGAAGCCAUCCUGGUUUCUGAUUUGAUCCCAGAAUGUCCUGCUUUUCCUUAGGUAAAGGGACCCCUGACCAUUAGGUCCAGUCAUGACCGACUCUGGGAUUGUGGCGCUCAUCUCGCUUUAUUGGCCGAGGGAGCCAGCGUACAGCUUCCGGGUCAUGUGGCCAGCAUGACUAAGCUGCUUCUGGCAAACCAGAGCAGUGCACGGAAAUGCAGUUUACCUUCCCACCAGAGCGCUACCUAUUUAUCUACUUGCGCUUUGAUGUGCUUUCAAACUGCUAGGUUGGCAGGAGCAGGGACAGAGCAACGGGAGCUCACCCCGUUGCGGGGAUUCGAACCGCCGACCUUCUGAUCGGCAAGUCCUAAGCUCUGCGGUUUAACCCACAGCGCCACCCGCGUCCCCACUUUUCCUUAGGAGGUCCCUAUUUUCAUCAGAGAAAUGUUGGAGGUUAUGGAGUUGUGUCACUCCCCAAGCCAAGGAGAUAAGUAACUAUACAACCUUUAGAAGACAUCUGAAGGCAGCCCUGUAUAGGGAAGUUUUUAAAUGUUUAAUGUUUUGUUAUUUUUUAUAUAUUUUGGAAGCUGCCCAGAGUUGUUGGGGCAACCCAAUCAGAUAGGUGGGGUAUUUUUUUUUAUUAUUAUUAUUAUUAUUAUUAUUAUUAUUAUUAUUAUUGAAUAGGACAUCCCUAUUUUCAGCCAAGAAAUGUUGGAGGGUAUGAAAUAAGGCUGAGCCAAAAAGGCACGGUUCUUUUUGCAACCCAUAUUUGGUAGCUUCAAAAAGCACUGCCCCAGUCAGUGUCAUUUGGGAACUUGGCAUAAAAGGGUGGGCAGAAGCAUUUGCCCAUUUGGUGAUUUCAGAGUGAGGGCGGUUAGCUGCUGUGGCCCAAACCUCAAGCAUGGAGGUGGAGGAGGAGCUGGCUGAGUCUGGGGCUGCUGUACCACUGGCUGAGGAGCCAGACUGGGUUCCUGAUACUGAACCUGGUGGUCAGGAACCUGCAACACCCAAGCCAGGGCCCCCAAGGAAUCCUGAGCCCUGAGCCCAAACUGUCUGAGGAGCAAAGUACUUUCCACUCCACCUUGCUUGCCCACAGGAAAGAGAAGUGCUUUCCUUCUGGUUAGAUAGGGGCUAGCCCUUUAAGGAUGUACACUCUUCAGGCAGAGGGGUGGAGCUUAGGAGAGGGACUAGUGAGACAUCAAUUCACCUCUGGACUUUCUUGGAGUUAGUUGCUUCUUUGGAGCUCUCCGUGGUGCUGUGACCAUCAGCUUCCCUUUCAGAGAGAGACCUGCUGUAGGCAGAGAGGACAUCUGUGCCUUGCUUGGCUAGGAUUGCCCAUGUUGCCACAUAAGCCAGAUGUGAUUGGCUACAUAGUAUCAUUAUGUCAUCACAUUCGCUAUAGGAUCCCCGAGCGGUCGGGAUCACAUAGCAAAGGAGAAAGAAGGCUGGCUAAGAGGAGGAAAGCUUGUCAAAGUAGCAGGAGCCUGAAAGCAGAUACUAAAUCAGUGUUUCCCAAACUUGGGCCUCCGGCUGUUUUUGGACUACAAUUCCCAUCAUCCUCAAUCACUGGUCCUGCUAUCUGGGGAUGAUGGGAGUUGUAGUCCAAAAGCGGCUGGAGACCUAAGUUUGGGAAACCCCGUCCUAAAUGAAGGCAAACUUUUACAUUAUUUGAGACAUGUUGGGUUGCAAAAUGUAGACACUGCACACUCUGUAGAAAUUAAGCUUAAAUAAUAACAACGCCCAGUGUUCAUGUAGCAUAUUUAAAAUGCUGACAGCACUUCACAUUUUCUCAGUACUCCUUACAAGAACCCCAAAAGGGAGGGUAGUGUUAUUAUCCCGCCCCCAUUGCAGAUGGGAAGUUGGGCCACUUAGCUAAGAUCACCUAGCGAGUUCAAGUGAGAUUCCAGGGACUUCUGGGCUCCCACCCAUAGGCACUACACCUGCCAGAGUCCUGAAUUGCACAUUGGCAAAUCACCCUGAGCAUUUAUCACAGCUCUAGGCAAGACAAAAGGUAAAGCUCUUCUUUAUGAUGGGUUUGCAGGGUUUUAUGUUGUCCCUUCAGCUAGCUGCAGAAGCCUCCUCCCUCUAUCCUUAGCAAUCCUCCGUUGCCUUUUGAUAUCCUCCCGUCAGCUCUGCCACUUGCCUUUCAGUACUUACCACCAACGCUGCCUUGCUUCUGCUUUUUCUUACAUCUUUACCCUGCUGUUUCACUGACUGUGUGAUGCAGGAAGCAGAAGUCGCAAGUCUCAGAGCUGCCUUUUGAGGUGCAGGUAAUUAUUAUGUGCAUCUGUUAUUAUGAUCUUGGCUUCGCUAGGUGGAAGGCAUGUUGCUGCCGCUGUGAUAAAUUUGCAGCCCUGCUUUCCUGAAUUCCCUUUCCCUUGAUACCGAGCGCAGACUGCUUCUAAUUCCACCUUAUUUUUUUAAAAAAAUCACACACAGUCUUAAUCGCUGCCACACAAGGCCUCCUACUAAAUAUAUUUCACAGGAUUGAAAUAUAAAGGAUUGGAGCGAUUAUUCAGAGAAAGCAAAUUGCAAGUGGGGAGGAAGAAAUCAAAUGGCACUUCUGUUUCCCCCCACAUUCCCUGGGAGUCUAAAGAGACAGACUGCUCAGGUUUUUUAGAUUUACAGCAGAGAAUUGCUUAACCACAACGAUGGAAACCAAACCAAGAAUAUUUAUAAUCUAGCACAGUCUCUCUGUACUACUCCCACAAUUCAAGUAUUCACAUGUCCAGGAGGUAUUACACACCCUCCGUCAUUUCUCAAAUGAAAAUAGGGAUGUCCUAUUCCAUAAUAAUAAUAAUAAUAAUAAUAAUAAUAAUCCACCCAUCUGACUGGAUUACCCCAGCCACUCUAGGCAGCUUCCAACAUAUAUAAAAACAUCAUAAAACUAUACAGGGCUGCCUUCAGAUGUCUUCUAAAGGUUAUAUACUCACUCAUGUGACACGCCCGCCCCCCGAGCCAAGGAGAUAAAGACACAUUUGCUUCCAAAAAUUCUCAUUUUCUAAUUAUAUUGUUAAGUAUCAAGUAUUCAGAGAAUAUUCCAGUACCAGUAAUUUGGAGAAAUGUUGGAGAGUAUGGAGUUAUGUGACCCCCCCCCCCCAGCCAAGGAGAUAACUCCAUACCCUCCAAGAUUUCUCCAAAUUACUGGUACGGGAAUAUUCUCUGAAUACUUGAUACUUAACAAUAUAAUUAGAAAAUGAGAAUUUUUGGAAACAAAUGCGUUUUGGUUCUAGAAUCUAUUUGACCUCUUCAUGGUUUCCAUCUCUAAGAUGCCUCUGCCCACAUCCAUAUAGUUUUGCAGCGUUUCAGGAUAACCAGGAACUUUCAAUUUCUGCCAUACAAACUGGCCCCUUCAGCUCUUCUGCUCUUCUCUUGCAAGAGCCUCAGAUAUUCCUUUUCCCUGCCACAUUGCUUGGACUAAACUCUCUUGCGGCCACAUUUUCUUCCUUGCAUCUCAGGGCUUGGUAAUGAAUUAUGUCUCUGGGAAGAGGCAGGUGGAGAUUCCAUCUAUUUCACCGCAUCGCUUAGCUUGCACUGCAAGGAUGAACUAGCUGAUCCCCGGUCCCUCUGGGCUGGCUUGACCUUUGUGCUAAUUUGAUUUAUUAUUUUUAGUGCAUUAUGCUACACUCAGCCUUCUCGACUGUAGCAGGGGCUGUAUGCUAAUGAUUUAUGGGAGACAUCUGGGAUUCCACGGGCUAGCAUACAGAUUGUGUCACUGCUAUCUGAGAAGACUCCAUUGAUCCAUCCCAAAAACCCAGCAAAGCAACAGAGUGUCAAAUUCCCAUCAGCUUCAGUUCACAAACCCUAAUUGAACAGGUGGCUACGACUGUUCUGGAGUUGACCGUAUCCCAUCUUUUAAGAAUAAAAUGAGAAACAGACGAAAUGCUUUCGUCCUCAUUUCCCACCAAAAGAUGAUCUCCAUAUUCUCUGCCUAAAUAACAACAGCAAGGGGGAAAGUAAUCUUUGCCACCUGCUCCAGAGGGGUGGGGAAGCCUGAGUGCCUUGAUUUUAAGAUAAGAUGUUUGGCCCUCCAUUGCCAUAAAAUAUUUGUCCAGGGGUGAGUCUAAACACAGGGGGAAACCGCUAGAAAUAAGUCAGAAAUUAGAUCAUUUUAACAGAAGGAAAAAAAUCUAUGAAAAAUCACGCUUGGAAAUUUCCUGCUCUCUGGCGCCAUCUGGUGUUGCAUGUAUAUAGCACAUUCAAAUCGCUGUUUCUUUACUAAUGUUAGCCAAGUCCUAGGCCCCAUGUGGCUGACAUAAGUUAGUGCUGUCACAGUCAAUCAAAAUUUUCAUAUUUGAUUGUCCCCUGCCCCUUGUUUGGCUAGGAUGGUCCUUGUUUGGCUAGGAUGGUCCAUGUGAAACUCUCUUUCAGCUGGAGUUUCAUGUUGCCACAUAAGCCAGAUGUGAUUGGCUACACAUUAUCAUGAUGUCAUCACAUUCGCUGCAGGAUCCCUGAGUGUUUGGGAUCACACAGCAAAGGAGAAAGAAGGCUGGCUAAGGGGAAGAACGCUUGCCAAAGUAGCAGGAGCACAGCCUGAAAGAGGAUACUAAAUCAGUGUUUCCCAAACUUGGGUCUCCGACAGUUUUUGGACUACAAUUCCUAUCAUCCCUGGUCCUGGUCCUGGUAGCUAGGGAUAAUGGGAGUUGUAGUCCAACAACAGCUGGGGACCCGAGUUUGAGAAACACUUCUGAGUCUAGUCCUUACUGCUUCCUCCGUCAACACAUUGGAAAGACUGUUGCUCGCUGUCCGGACACAGAAAUAGGUUAAGGCUGAGAGAGAUACUGGGUAGUCUUGCAUCGACCAGUGAGCUUCAUAACUGAGUUUGAACUCAGGUUCUACUGGCCUGAGUCUAACACACUUCCACAUUGCCACAUUGUCCUCCCCAGACCUUUUUGAUACACCCCAUUGUGACCUUUGCAAAGAGACCAUUGUUCUCCUGUCGAGGCUUGUUGUUGUUUAAUCGUUUAGCUGUGUCCGACUCUUCGUGACCCCACGGACCAGAGCAUGCCAGGCCCUCCUGUCUUCCACUGCCUCCCGCAGUUUGGUCAAACUCAUGCUGGUAGCUUCGAGAACACUGUCCAACCAUCUCAUCCUCUGUUGUCCCCUUCUCCUUGUGCCCUCAAUCUUUCCCAACAUCAGGGUCUUUUCCAGGCAGUCUUCUCUUCUCAUGAGGUGGCCAAAGUAUUGGAGCCUCAGCUUCACGAUCUGUCCUUCCAGUGAGCACUCAGGGCUGAUUUCUUUCAGAAUGGAUAGGUGUGAUCUUCUUGCAGUCCAUGGGACUCUCAAGAGGCUUAGCCUUUUUUCAAUUGCAUCCAAAGGAACGGCAGCAGCUCAACUCAAUCUGCCCCGGGCUGCCCUCCAAAGGCACAUGAACCGAGAAAGACAUUUAUACGUUGUUCUCACUGUUAGCCUCUGUAAUUUCGUUUGACCUGAACUUGCUGCCAGAUCAGCUAGCAGGCACUGUGGUAAGUUGGGCAAUAAAAUAAAUAAAUAGCGUGCUGGGUGAUAGGGCAGUAAAAAGAUUACUCAGUGUAGGGACAAAUGAUGUCAACAGAAAUAGGGUUGUCGUGGAUAUAUAUGCAACAGGAGUUGGCUUUAACCUUGAUAGAAUAGUCUCUUAAAAUACCAUAUUUCCUAGGGCAGCAGUACAGAAUCAUUGAGACUCCAAAUCCCAUCAGUCCCAGCCAGCAUAGCCAAUAGUCAAGGAUGAUGGGAAUGGCAGCUCAAUAACACUGAGAGCGGCUGCAAGUUCCCCACUGCUGCCCUGGGGACUCAUAAACAACUACACUGGUACCUUGGUACCUUCUCAAACUUAAUCCAUUCCACAAGUCUGUUCCAAAACCAAAGUGUUCCAAAACCAAGGCGCGCUUUCCCAUAGAAAGUAAUGCAAAAUGGAUUAAUCCCUUCCAGACUUUUAAAAACAACCCCUAAAACAGCAAUGUAACAUGAAUUUUACUAUCUAAUGAGACCAUUGAUCCAUAAAAUGAAAGCAAUAAACAAUGUACUGCGGUCACACAAUCAGUCAGUCAGUCAAUCAAUCAAUCAGUAGCUGAACUGGGUUCCACACAGUCACAAAAACAAAACAAAAAAGCCACAAAAACAAAAACGCAAAAUAAAUAGCAAAAACAGUCAGACUUCAGCGUAACACUCAAAACAGAAGUGUGGCACUCAAAAUGGAGCAUGUUUGGCUUCCGAAAAAAGUUCACAAACUGGAACACUAACUUCUGGGUUUGCAAUGUUUGGGUUCCAAGCUGUUUGAGUACCAAGGUGUUUGAGAACCAACGUACCACUGUAGACCUCAAGACUGAUGCCCCGUUUAAGAGGGUGGUUUUGCUGGAAGAUCUAUUUCAUUGUCCCAAGUACAGACAGAAAGAACCCCCCAGUGUCUUGCAAGGAACACAAAUUGUCGACACGGUAUUUUACAAGCGUAUUCAGAAUCCUCGUGGGGAACAGAGUAGCCAUAAGACCUUGCUCCACACUGGAGGGGAUGGGACAGGAUGGAGAGAGAAAAAUUACUUGUUGCUAAUAAUAUGCAAUGGAUAAUUUAAAGCUGCGGUGCAGAUAGAUAUGCCCUCAGAACGGCCAACUCUAGUUGGAAAUGUGACCUUAAAGCAAACAGAUGUAAUUUCUCAAGCGUUCCUGCUUACUUUGGCCCUCGGGUUCACUAUAAAACUUGGAUCCAAAUUAUGUCUGAGCAUACUGCAGCAGGCAUCUAGCCAAAAAUAUCUUGUUUGACUGGAAGUCAGUUAGAAACAGAGGCAUUUUCACAAAUUGUAUUGAAGCUAGUCCAAAUACUUUUGCAAGCCUUUGCCCGACUUUCCUGGAACCCUGCUUCAACCAGUUUUGAACCACAAUGGUUGUAGGAGCAUAGGUCUGAGAGAUCAAAAGACAAAGAAUAAGUUAAAAGUUGGCCUAAAAUAUGAGGCAUAUUAGAAGAAGUGUGCGUAUACAUUUUUGGGCAGACCUCAUUAACAAACUGGUACAGCAGACCGAUUUAAAAGACAAGAAUAAGAAGAAACUAAGAGAACCCAAAAUUGGCAGAUCAUCCAGAGAAUUUAUGAUCAGCUCAUAUUUGGAAGAAUCGCCUCAAUCCAUGGACCAUUUCUUCAAGAGAAAACCUCCAGCUCCCUCUUCAAGUGCUUCGCUAAGGAAAAUGAAAAGUCCUAGUGAGAUAUUUACCACUUUCUGCACCCAACCAAUCACACCCCACUCAACUAGUUAGUUAUACAGCGGUCAAAAGUCAAGUUCAUACUCUAGGUGGCUGGAUGUACUGUUCCAAACACACUGCCAACAUCCUCUGACUGCAAUAAACAAAUCUAGGCUGAAGCAACCAGAAGGGUCUAAGAUAUUAUAUAAUUGUUCUCCAUCCAAUAUAGCAAUAAUAAUAAUAAUAAUAAUAAUAAUAAUAAUUUAUUUAUACCCCACCCAUCUGGCUGGGUUUCCCCAGUCACUCUGAGCGGCUCCCAACAGAAUAUUAAAAACACAAUAAAACAUCCAACAUUAAAAACGUCCCUAAACAGGGCUGCCUUCAGAUGUCUUCUAAAAGUCAGAUAGUUGUUUAUUUCCUUGACAUCUGAUGGGAGGGCAUUCCACAGGGCAUGUGCCACCACUGAGAAGGCCCUCAGCCUGGUUCCCUGUAACCGCACUUCUUGCAGCGAGGGAACCGCCAGAAGGCCCUCAGAGCUGGACCUCGGUGUCCGGGCUGAACAAUGGGGGUGGAGAUGCUCCUUUAGGUAUACUGGGCUGAGGCCAUUUAGGGCUUUAAAGGUCAGCAGCACCAACACUUUGAAUUGUGCUCAGAAACGUACUGGGAUCCAAGUCGGAAUGGACGCAUGGAAGUGAUUUUCUCCUCCAAGUGCUUUGCAAAUAUGUCUCAGCAUGGUACUGAGAGUUCAGGUAAAUUACCUGGCAGGAGGCCAUAAGGAGGAGACAACUUGAAAGAGUUCUGCUGGUUGCCACUCCGAAGAUGCAGUGGUGGCAGAGAAGGAACCUGAAUUUGCUGCCAUCCCUACUGCAGAUUGCCACAGUCAGGAAGCACAGGCAAGCUGAGGAGGUGAGAUACAGAUGGAAAUGACAUAACUGCCAUCAGUGUGUUUUGCUGUAUGUGGAAAUAGAUUUCUUCCCUCUACUUUCCAUGGCAGUAGUGUAACUAGGGUGGGAAAAUAGGGACACCCAUCCUGGAAGCUACCUGGGCAACAACCUAUUCCGAUAGUUCAUAUAAUGCACUGAAAGUUAUUAAAAUAAGUUUACAUCAUGUUUCCAUUUCAAUAUAGAAUAAUCAGACAUGUUUUUCACAAAGGCAGGUGACGGCUUGGUCAGAGGGUUAGGGAGUGUUGACGAAAUAAAACAAACCCAUCCACUGAAUAUUGCUGGCAACGAAGGAACAAACUUGGAAUUUCUUGAUCAUCAUCAUCAUCAUUUUAUUUGAAUGCCGCCUUUCCAUAGUUAAAAACAAUGCUCAAGGCGGCUUACAGCAUGACCGGAUUUACAUAACUACCAACAUAACAAAAGUCAUAAACAAUAAAUAAAACACAUCAGAAAGUACACAACCAAAUGGAAAACAGUUUCCACAUAACUCAUAAAAUCUAAAACUAAGAAUACAGCAUUAAUAUCAAUCACAAUUUAAAAUGACAUAGAUAAAAAAUAAAAACAAUUUUUAAAACAAAACAAAAACAAAAACAGCACUCCUGUAUGGAGCCUUUUCCUUUUCCUUUUCAACUGCCUGCACUCUCACAUCCAUUUACCCAAGAGCAAAUUCCGUUUAACUCAAUGAAACUCAUUUCCGAGCAAACUUGCAUAAGAUUGCACAGCCUACAUCUUUUCACCUAUUACAUAUAAUCCUUUGAAAUUGUGUUAUGCCUUGUUGGGGGGGGCAGAGAAGCGCGUGCAGUCGGGAACUUGCCCAAAGUGUAGGAAUGACAAGCUUUUGGGACUAUUCGAUGCUCACUCUAAUCCUCUAAUUCCAGGGUGCCUCGGGAAUAGCUCCUCCUCCUAGAGGCUUAUGUGACAGGGGAGCACUGCCAUGGCUGCAAUCAUUUCCCUUCCAUUCAGACUGAGUGACAGGGAGUGUCAUUCCUACCUUUGUGUUGCUGAGACAGGAUUAUGGCCGCGUGCCCUGCUCAGAGCUGCUACCCACAGGGACAAUUUGGGAGCUCAAGUUGAUACGCAGCAUUAGCUGCCUCCUCCGAUUCAGGCUGGGUUGCUAAGGGCACAUCUCACCAGUAUCAGGCACUGGUUCGAAGCUCUCCUUUCAUCGGCCCCAACCAAUGACUUUUGUGUGUGUGUUGUGAUCUCACAAACCAUGUCCUAUGUAGUGACAUCACAAUAAAGGCAGCGUACUGUGUGAUGCGAUAGUAACUCACCAUGACAGCAGCCUUUCCAGAGAAAAGAAACGAGCAGUAAAAAACAAACACACAAAUGUCCACACCAAAAUACACAUAAAACAAGCAGCAAAAAUAGCCAUUUGGUUUACAGAUUGCCGGGGAUGUGGGAAGGCUCCCUGAGAACGUUCACAUCUUAUCCGAGUUGUGUAUUGUUGCUGUUUUUAAGCUCCCUUGAAAGCUCCCAGAGGCUUCACUUGAAAAAUGAAUCUUGCAAUGUGGGUUGAGUUUCAUUUUAACAUGCACUUGAGACGCUUGCUCCUUGUUUUACAUGAGGCUGCCCUUUUCAGAUCUGAGUUCAAUGGACACAGGGACUAUCACAUUUAGUUUGUCUCACAAUCUCAGUUGUCGAGACUCCAGAUGCUGGUUUGUUCAUCGUUUUGUGCAUUUAUGCCCCACCUUUUCCCAGGGAGCUCAAGAUGGGGCACGUGCCUCCUGCCCAAAAAAAGCCCAUAAUAUCCUCACAGCAACCCUGUGAGGUAUGGCUAGGGCUAAGAGACAAUGUCUGGCCCAAGAUUGCCCAGUGAACUUCACAGCUGAGCAGGACUUUGAGCCUUAGUCUCCUGGGUCCCAGUUUGACUGGCUAACCACGACACUACACUGGCUCUUAGCUGUAGCUGGAAAGUGAUUCGAUAGACGUUUCUAUUUAAAUAUAACAACCCCCGAAACUUUCCUAAAAUUAGGGCUUACCUAAACUUUCAGCAGUAAUUCAACAGCACUUUCUAAAUGGAUGGAAGCCAAAAUAACGUUCAGCAGACAGUUUUGCAGCCGCUUUAGUUACAGGGUCCCAUCUUGCAGUCGUUGCCCUGCCAAAUAUUUCACCCUCUUCAAAGGAAAUACGGGCUGGAGGAGGAGAAUGGAUUGCAAUGCCUGGCCGCCAGUCAUUUCUUUGCCUCUCAUGCCAAAAAUCCAAAAGCAGGCUGUGGGGAUCUCUCUUUCUCCAGAUGAUGACUUCAGCAACACCUAGAGCUAGGCAAGGACACAAUUCCCAGAGCAGGUUUGAAAUGUUUGUGUUUCCUCACAAAUGCCGGUGACAUCAUCGGCACCGGAGGACUUGAACUUCACUUUUGGCACGCAAAAGCCCUCCUGGUGAUUUUUACACCAGGCGUUCCUGCUCUUGAUGGAUAUUGAUGUAACGACGCCUGUAAUUAAAGGAUUGUAUAUAUAAAGGAUUGUAGCUAUAACACAUGCAGAUGUAGUUAAAUGCAUCUGUGUUAAAAGAGCACAGAACAUUUGUAACUGGGCAAGGAAGUAUGCAACCAGUGACAAAAUGUUUCAGAGCUUUCAGCAACACAAAAGCAAGGGAAAUUAGGUGCUUGUCCCUAGAUUUGUCAGAGUGCAAGCUCAAAACAACAUUAGCAUGGAUUUGCUGGUGUACUCCAUGCCGUCACUUGGGUAUUGCAUCUUUGUAUCUUCUUCUUUGGCGAUCACUUGUAGCCUAGUAAGAUUGUCCUCCAUGAACAUGGUCUUAACAGUGAGUCUGUAAGUGACUGUGGAGGCCAAUUCUGGAUCCACACAUCCUUCCACAGUGGGGACAUAGGUUUCCGGGCAGGAGUUGAUCACGGUGAGGGUUUGCCAAGCAUGCCUUCCUCUUAGGCGUUUCUCCCUUUUGUCCUGAGUUUGAGCAUCUUCAAAGUUCAUGACACCUUUGGUAAAGGCUGUUCUCCAACUGGAGCGCUCACAGGUUAGUGUUUCCCAGUUGUCGGUGUUUAUACUACAUUUUUAAAGAUUUGCCUUGAGAGAGUCUUUAAACCUCUUUUAUUGACCACCAGCAUUAUGCUUUCUGUUUUUAAGUUCUGAAUAGAGUAGUUGCUUUGGAAGACGAUAAUCAGGCAUCCGCACAACAUGACCAGUCUGACGAAGUUGAUGUUGUAGAAUCGUUGCUUCGACACUGGUGAUCUUUACUUCUUCCAGUACACUGGCAUUAGUUCACUUGUCUUCCCAAGUGAAGUGUAAAAAUUUUCAGAGACACUGUUGAUGGAAUCUUUCGAGGAGCUGGAGGUGGCAUUUAUAAGUGUUCCAUGUUUCCAUUGCUUCUCUAUAUACAGCAGUGAGGCAAAGUAUGGAGAGUGAAUUGAACUACCCUGAGUAUCCUUUGGGUGGCAAAGCUGCAUGGAAAUGGAGAAAGGGCGGGGGGGUAUUUAUUUUUUGUCCCUUUAAAAAGAGCAACAGAACUCUGGCAUCAGCCACCUACGGAAUUGGCUGCUACAGAUAGCUGGGUUUGGUUUUUUUUAAGGGGAGACAAAUUUCUGGAGGAUAGGCCUGCUCAUCUGAGUACAAAGAGGAUGGGGACAAAGAGCAGGGUGCAGCCAUCAAUGAUGUGCUUCCAUAGGGAUCUUCUGGCUAAGCUAAAGUUGGGAGCAGAAUGCCAGACGUCACCGUCUGAAUCAGCAAGACCACUUUAAUGUAAGCGCAAGUACUGGCUAAAUGGAGCAAAGUGUGAGCGGUGGUAGGGAGACCAGCAAUGAGAAGUUUGAGUUUUAUAGACCAUUCCACAACAUGAUCAAUAAAAUUAGCUUGAUGUGCAGCUGAUGGCCAAUUUUCUCAACACACUGGGAGACCUCACGGGUAGCUCUGUCCACUGUGGGAAAUUCAUUGGACUUGGGUUUCCCUUGUGCAGAAUUUUAACCCUGUUAGCCAAUGGGCUUUGAAAUGGCAGGCAUAAACCCAAUGGUCUUGCAAGGUCACCCUGAGAAAAAGUGGGAACAAGGAACCUCUCCGUGGAGAGUGUUCAGGACCCUCAACAAAUUACAGUCCCCCCAAGAUUCUUUGCAGGAAGCUGUGAGAGUUCAGCUCUCAUAAAACCAAUACGUUUGAAAGAUCAGACAUGCUCCGCAGGGAAUAUUUCCCUGAACGGACACUACAGACACACAGCCACCGAAUACCAGGGGACCCAAAUUCAUUCUGUCUCUGCACCCCAUUGCAUCUGGUCACCUUAUACCAAUCAUGUAAGUGGAAUGAAAGCUGCUUUUCGAAGAGCCCUCUCCUAAAUCGGGAGACGCUAUUUGGAUUCCAGCUGCUGGGGAGAUUCUCUUACAAACAGUUGGCUGCUCAAAUACUUCUGCAUCCCAAGAAACCACCAGUGGCUCGGCUUUCAAAGCCAGCCAGCCCUACUCCAGUCAUCGCUGUGGGCUGAGUCAUUUUGCUUACAUCCCCGCAGCACUCCCAGCAAGCAAUAAAUUAUGGCUGCAGGGAGGCAGUCGGGUUAAGCAGUCAGUGACUAGCCCCAAUAAUGGCCACAAGAUGUGAAGUUUGUGGAAAGGAGCCAUAAUGGAAAGAGAGAGCUUUUCUUGGAAUGGAUGGUGUCAGUCUGGGCCUCGGGGGUGGGGGUGGGGAAUCUCCCUGAAGCCUGUUUCCUGUAAAAGGCCUAGUUCUUCUGAGGCAUUAAACUUUAGGAUGUGCCCCUUAAUAGGGGCUCCCACAACUGACUAUUCCUCCAUACCAAAGUUUCCACUGUACAAAGAAACUAAAUACUACAGCAAAUAUCCUGGCUUUUAAACCAUAACCUUUCAUUUUCCUAUGUGUAGGGAAUUGUUUUAUAAUUAAAUUCCUACCCUGUGGAAAAAUGGGGUUUAAAUGUUUUAAAGAACAAUAAACUCGGAAACAUUGCUAAUCAGUGAAGCUAGCAGGGAGCUGUCAUGAUGUGGUUUGCUUUGCUGGUUCCAGAUAGUAAUCCAAGUUUCUAGACGAUUUACAGGUCAGGCUCAAACAAGAGCGCAUUGCAAUAAUCUAACCUGGAGCUGACCACAGUGGAAGCAGAAAUGGAAUCAGCAGCAACCCCAAACUGCAAGCCUAUUGGUCCAGGGGAUUGAGAAGAAAGUUAAAUAUUUAGGAGUAUGGAUAACAGUUAAGAAUACAGUAUAAAUAUUUUUAAGGACACCUAUACAAGAACUUGGAGAGAAAGAAAGAAAAACUUAGAGGUGUUGGGAAGGAGGAAUUCAUUGCUAUUGGGAAGGAUACCAGUAAUUAAAAUGAAUGCAUUGCCAAAAUUUUAAUUUUUAUUUCAAUCAAUACCUUUGAUCAGCAAUGUGGGAUACUUCAAAGAAUGACAAAAACAUAUUACUAGAUUUAUCUGGCAGGGGAAGAAGCCAAGAAUAAAAUAUAAAUUGUUGGCAGAUUCUAAAGACAGAGGUGGAUUCUCUCUACCAGAUUCAAGAUUAUAUUAUGAGGCAUCCUGUCUAUGCUGGCUAAGGGAAUGGAUAUUAUUUUUAAAAAUUGAUGUUUUAGAGCUUGAAGGUCAUGAUAACAGGAAUGGUUGGCAUGCAUAUUUGUGGUAUGAGAAGGUUAAAGUACAUAGAGCUUUCUUAAAUCAUGUCGUAAGAAAAUUCAUGUACAAGGUAUGUGAAAAAAUGUAAAAAUUUACUUGAAUCCAUUUCUAAAAGACCUCCAAACAGUGGGGUCAAAACUGCUACCGCCUCCCCGACACUAGAUGGCAGAAAUGAGAUUCUGUCUAAUUAGAAUCCCCAAAUAUGGCCUAGAUUCAAAUGCUCCCCCUAUCCCCAAUUCAUAGAAUUGGAAGGGACACCAAGGGUCAUCUAAUCCAAUCCCCUACAAUGCAGGAAUCUCAGCUAAAGCAUCCAUGACAGAUGGCCAUCAAGCUUCUGCUUUAAAACCUCCAAGGCAGGAGAUGUCUGUAGCAACUCCUACUCUUACAGUGCAAGCUUUAAUUUGUAUGUAAACUGCUUUGAAGCACUUGUUAAAAGUGGGAACAACAAGAUACCCAGCAGUAUACCAUGAUUUCUUUGAUUCUAGGAACUUCAGGGUGGUGGGCAUGAUUGGGCUGACAGGGAAAGAUUGGUCCAUGGUUAUUCCAUGAGAUUUACAGCUAAGUAAGGAUUUGAUCCAAGGUCUGCCCAGUCUAACUCUCAGGCCACUGGCUACCAUGAGGUCAAAUGAGGAAAGUCUCUCUUCCUUGUCUUUUAGAAUGUCUUGGAAUUCACUAAAUGGGGACGACUUGCAGCGCCCCAAUAUACGAAGAACUUCGAGCCUCACUUCCAGUAGCCAGGGGAGCUAUGAAACACCAGAAAUGGGGGAACUCCAACGUAUGUUGUGGACGCCCAUUCCCUGCCGCGGCAACGUCAACGAAGUCUGGCCUAACCUCUACAUUGGAGAUUUGUAAGUAAACAGGCUUAAAGGGAUGACAGAGAACAUUCUGCCCAUGUUAUAACAACUUCCAAAGGCGGAGAGAAGGAAAAGACAGCCAAAGGGGUUAUUCUGCCAUCUUGUCCUUGUUUCCACAUGGCAUCACAGGCCUUCGCCUAGAAGCUGGGGUUGUAUGGCAGACUACAACUGGUAUUCAUUAGAGCUGGGGUUUAUUAACUCAUUUUAGGUUUUUAAAAAAACCUAGAUUUUUUGGGUUGAUUCUUCAGUUGGAGCAAAUUUUAAUCGCGAAAGACAUAGUUUGUUUGUUUCAGGGAUUUUUGCUUUGUGUCUGUUGAGUUAUUGUAAGACAGCAUUAAAAAGAAAAUAUCUGUACAGCUGAAAAGGCUGGCAGCGUUCAGAUAAAUUCAACAGUGUAAAUAAGUUUUGAUGGAUGCAAUAAUGGAAUCCCGAAUGGUAUAGUUUUUGUAAAAUAUGCAGGGAUUUAUACGUCAAAUGAGCCAUGGAGAGAGAAGAAGGGAAGUCAUUGAUAUCUUAAGGAUGUAAAAAUGAGUAUUUUAAAAUGUAAAACAGAAAAUUCAAUAAAAAAAAUUAUAUACAAAAAAGAAGAAAAUAUCAAAGAUGGCUGCCUUUCUAACAAUGAGCGGCAGCGUUUGUUUAUUAAGUCAUAAGUCAUCUUACAUUUCCUUCAAUAUCCCCCAAAUGUUACUAUGCUUUGGUAAUAGACAAAUACAUUCCAUGGCUGCUGAGCACAUUCAGACCUCUUUGGGCUUCUUUUGUGUGUGUGUGUGUGUGUGUGUGGCCCUGAUAGAUAGAUAGAUAGAUAGAUAGAUAGGUGUGUGUGUGCACAUCUACACAUCUCAGUGUUCCUCUGAACAUGCUGGUGCCCCCAUUUUUUACUCCAGUCCUCUUGGCACUCAGCGCUCAUUAAUUUUAGAGGGAGUGGUUGCCAUUGCUGCAUUUAUUGGAUGAUUUGAUGAAUCGAAUGGGCGAUAUCCAGUUCUAGCUGUAUUUGGAGCAAACCCGCUUAAACCAAUGGACAAAUACAGUGGUACCUUGGGUUACAUACGCUUCAGGUUACAGACUCCACUAACCCAGAAAUAGUACCUCGGGUUAAUAACUUUGCUUCAGGAUGAGAACAGAAAUCGUGCUCCAGCGGCACAGCGGCAGCAGGAGGCCCCAUUAGCUAAAGUGGUGCUUCAGGUUAAGAACAGUUUCAGGUUAAGUAUGGACCUCCGGAAGGAAUUAAGUAACCCGAGGUACCACUGUAACCAAAUCCAUCCAUUUCAAUAGGUCUGCUCCAAAGAUGGAUUCGCUGGCUAUCGCCCAAUUUUUUUUUUAAUGCUUUUGUGCUUCUGGUGUCUUCACAACUUCAUUGUAUUCCAAUGCGCGAACAUUUGGUUGAGAAGCAAAUUGAAGCCUUCCAAUAAAUAAAUUAAAUGCCAGCAUCAGUGUUGGGGAAAUCCCAGACAUCCAGGCACCAUGCUGAGUGGUUGCUUAAAAGCUUGGUUCCUGCUACUAGGAUGGGGGUUUGUUUUGUUUUUUUGCAAUUAAAAAUGGGACAAUGGCAUCUAAGCUAUUUGAAAGCAUUUCCCCACACUGAAGAGUAACAUCUCUCUUCCCAACUCUGCUUUUCCACUCCAGUACAUAAAACCAUGCAGCAAAAACCAUAUGAAUAAGUUAAAAACAGACAUCAAUUAACCGUUAUGGAAAGAUGUAUUCUUAAUUGCCUGCACAGGCCCGGAGGAACAAAAAAGUUUUCAGGAGGCAUUUAAAAGCUGGAACAGAAGGUGCUUGCUGAAUGUUGGCAGAAUAUGAGCCGAUGACACGAUAACUUGUUGUUAUGAAGUGAGCCUCACCAGCUUGAGGAAGACCAACAAUGCUCCCAUAGAUGAUUAAGGUGGGAUAUAAGGGUUCGAGAGAUCCCCUGGACCUAAGUUGUUCAGGGCUUUGUAAAUUAAUGCAAGGAACUUGAACCUGGCUUGACCUUGCACAAGACAUGUGGUUUAGUCUGACAAAAGGCCUCAUUGCACACCAGACUUCUGGUCAAAGAGGUUUAGUAGAUUCUAAAUCUAAAAGCGCAACUUUGAAACCUGCCAAACUUAUGCGUGGCGGGUUGUUGCGCAUGCUCAGCAUGGGAAACAAGACUGCUGAUGCUUCACAUUCGACAAUCUUCCAAAAAAAACUCCAAAUACAUACAAAGGCUGCAUGGACUUGGUAUGUUCAUGCUUCCCUUAAUGGUUAAUUUCCAUAUUGUAUUUGAGCUUUCACACCAUGUAAAAGCCACUUCCAGAACUAUCAUGAAUACAGUGCAACUAUAGUGGAAAUUAAAGAACCUUUUAAGGAGGGUGAAAGAGGAGAGCACAAAAUAUGGUCUGAAGCUCAACAUCAAAAAACUAAGAUCAUGGCCACUGGUCCCACCAUCUCCUGGCAAAUAGAAAGGGAAGAAAUGGAGGCAGUGAGAGAUUUUACUUUCUUGGGCUCCAUGAUCACUGCAGAUGGUGACAGCAGUCACGAAAUUAAAAAACGCCUGCUUCUUGGGAGAAAAGCGAUGAUAAACCUAGACAGCAUCUUAAAAAGCAAGAAAGGCCCGUAUAGUUAAAGCUAUGGUUUUCCCAGUAGUGAUGUAUGGGAAGUGAGAGCUGGACCAUAAAGAAGGCUGAUCGCUGAAGAAUUGAUGCUUUUGAAUUAUGGUGCUGGAGGAGACUCUUGAGAGUCCCAUGGACUGCAAGAAGAUCAAACCUAUCCAUUCUGAAGGAAAUCAGCCCUGAGUGCUCACUGGAAGGACAGAUCCUGAAGCGGAGGCUCCAAUACUUUGGCCACCUCAUGAGAAGAGAAGACUCCCUGGAAAAGACCCUGAUGUUGGGAAAGAUGGAGGGCACAAGGAGAAGGGGACGACAGAGGACGAGAUGAUUGGAUAGUGUUCUUGAAGCUACCAGCAUGAUUUUGACCAAACUGCAGGAGGCAGUGGAUGACAGGAGUGCCUGGCAUGCUCUGGUCCAUGGGGUCACGAAGAGUCGGACAUGACGAAACGACUAAACAAACAAACAGCACUCCUCCCCAUAUUAUUUGCAAAGGGAUUUUUUUCCCCUGGAAGCAAGAAACAUGUAAAUUAGCACUAAAGCUUUACCAUGUUCUGCUAUACUUGCAGAAGAGGUGUCUGCGUGGUGCAAAAGCUCAAUAUAAUGUGGAAGUUAACAGUUAGGGGAAAGUCAUGAAAAUGGAAUAAAGCACCACAUGGAUGCAGCUUGCCUGGUUUUCUACAGUGGUGUUUCCUAAACUUGGGUCUCCAGCUGCUUGUAGACUACAAUUCCCAUCAUCCCUGACCACUGGUCUUGCUAGCUAGGGAUGACGGGAGUUGUAGUCCACAAGCAGCUGGAGACCCAAGUUUGGGAGCUAUGAGUCCCCAAACCAGCAAGGAUAUUAAAUCUAGCAUGGUCUAGAAAGUUAGCAGUUAAUACACUAGUUCAUGGACACCAUAUUAGUGCUGGAUGUGGGGAACCUGCCUGGCUAGAGAUUCGUUGUGUGGUCUUUAAGGGCAAGGAUGGAUGGAUGCGACUAGCACAAAUCUAAGCCAAAUACUCUUUCCCCCACAGAUAUAUAGCCCGUGACAUAGAACAGCUUCGCCGAAUGGGUAUCACCCACAUAGUAAAUGCCGCUGCUGGAAGGUUCCAUAUUGACACGGGGGCCAAAUUCUACAAAGACCUGCCGGUGGAUUACUACGGAGUUGAAGCAGACGAUGAUCCAAAGUUUGAUCUCAGCAUUUACUUCCACCCAGCCGCUAAGUAUAUAAGAGCAGCGCUGAACUCUCCCAGAGGUAAAUAUAACAGGCAGGGCAAUCUAUGUCAUCUCUGUCGUCCUGGCAGCCUUACUGCAUUCAACGCGCAGGUAUGAUGUGAGUGGCUAAAGGACUGGCCCCGGUCCAGGAAGACCUGGGUUCAAAUCACUGCUUAGCCAUGGAGUUCGCUGGGAUGCCUUGGGCAAAUCCUUAUCCCACAGCAUCCCUAGUGAGGUGAGAUGAUAAAAGGUCUGGAAGCCAAGCCUUAUGAGGAAUAGCUGAGGGAAUUGGGUAUGUUUCAGCCUGGUAAAGAGGAGACUGAGAUGAGAUAUAAUAGCCAUCUUCAAAUAUCUGUCCCAUGGAGGGUGGAGCAAACUUGUUUUCUCCUGCUCCGGAGGCUAGGACUGAAACCAAUGGAUUCAAGCUACAAGGAAGGAGGUUCCAAGUAAACUUCAGGAAGAACAUUCUGACAGCAAGAGCCUCCUACAAGAGGUGGGGCACUCUCCUUCCUUGGAGGGUUUUAAGCAGAGGUUUGAUGGCCACCUGCCAUUUAUGAUCUAGUGGAGAUUCCUGCAUCGCUGGGGGUUGGACUUGUCGAUCCUCAGGGUUCUUUCCAGCUCUAAAAUUCUAUACUCAAAUGGUCCAAGUGUCCAUGAGAGAUGCAACAAUCAGUUCCCCAUUUAAUCCUGAUUUACCUCUUUCAAUAGAAAAUCCAUUCAAAAUAACAACUGCCCUGUGAAAAUGGUAAAUCUGAAUGAAUUUGGGUGAGGAAUUUGGGACAGAAUUCUGAUGAGGACAAUAUUGUGCGGACACUAUCUUUGCUAUGCUCUAUUCCCAUAUAGUGGCAUUCAAACAAAAACCGAAGGUUUCCAAUCGAUACUUUUUGUGCUUUCCUUGUUUGAAGCUCACAUUGCAACAGAGAAGCACACAAACUUAGAUUCUUCAACAUGCCAAGUCAACAUUUGACAUUUCAAAAUCACAGAGAUACACCAAAUCAUUUUGAAAUCUAAAACACCAAAUUCAGAUAAUUGAACCCUCAGAAGGAAUACCCAGCUAGACGUCUCUGUUUGUCCCUUCUUAUACAGCUAUAUUAGGGAUGGGACUCUGGUUUCUUCUCAUGUCACUGAAGGGCAAUGGCCCCAGGAGAGACCCCAGGAGAAUUAGUCCUCCUUUGACAUGGCUAGCUAGGAACUCUCCCUUUAAUCGGUGUGGCAGGAAAUAGUAGCUGCAUUGCAAAAGAGAUAGGACAGAAUUGGGGCUGAGCUCCUCUGCAUUUUACCAUCCGCACAAUAAGACCCACUUUUCGUGAGGCAGCUGGAUGAACUGGUAGGUCUUAAGAUUUUAACAGGACAAGGGGAAAUGACAGAAAGUUCUGAUAUUUACUGGUAAGAGUCAGAAAAGGCAUUGAAUCAAUAUCCAUAUAUCAUAAUUUGCUGGUGAAGAAGGCACACCAGGAUUAUGACACGAAGAUUCCUGACAUUCCCCACUGGGUUUCGCAGUCUUGACCUACUGGCAAGUCUCAACAUAUACCAUACCAAGAAACCUGGGGUUUUCGUACCCUGACAUAUAUGCGAUGCUCUUGUCUUCUCUUCUCUUGCAGGCAAAGUACUAGUUCACUGUGCCAUGGGCAUAAGCCGCUCUGCCACCCUUGUGCUUGCCUUUUUGAUGAUCUGCGAAAACAAGACCCUCGUGGAUGCCCUAAAGUCUGUGCGAGAACACAGAGGAGUCUGCCCAAACUCUGGUUUCCUCAGCCAGCUCCGAGAUCUUGACAUCCGGUUAAACAGCGAAAGGGGAAGGUCAAGAGGUGAUGCCUUGAAACUUUAGCUGAAGGAUGCCCUGCGCUGUGGCUCAAGACGAAGCGGAAAGUCAGAGAGACAAAAGGAGGCAAGCCUCAGAAAUACCUGAACUCUGAGUCUGUGCUAGAAGAGGUGUCUGGGUAGUGAAAUGAAAAUAGUGAAGUAUUUCUUUGAUGUUAGAAACUAAGUCGAGAUUAAAGCCACGCCAGACAUUUGGCAUA
Messenger RNA from Podarcis lilfordi (Lilford's wall lizard), 25094 nucleotides. Lineage: Eukaryota; Metazoa; Chordata; Lepidosauria; Squamata; Lacertidae. The record is from the annotation of a GenBank genome assembly.